GAGCAGCCCGUCUGCUGGGGAGAGACAGAGGAAAAGUUAGUCAAGAUGGCAAACCUCACAGACCCGGAGUGAAGGGGCACCGCUCCCCGAAAAAAGCUGAGCCUGUCGCCCCCAACAAUGCGAACUGCUGCAGGAGGCUUAAGAGGGAUUCCCUGAAGAAAAAUGCCAGCGAGGCUGAAGCUGAUGUGACACAGCUUGUGCUGGAAGAAAGCUGACUCAUCAAAUAUCAAUCCCUCUGGGAGCUACUAAGCAGCAGUGCAGCUCAUAUCUCCUAAUGCCUAGCUAGAAGAGAUCUUCACACACAUACUCCCCUACCACCAGCGGAGAUUAUCAGAGAGGAGAAGACGUUGCAGAAACCCCCUCCAGCAGGAAUAUAUCCAACACCGGUUGAAACAUAUUUGAGCACCAGAAAGCAUAACAGUGACUGCUGUCCUAGCCGCCAACAAAGCUUUAGUAUGGCAUCACAGUGCUUCAGCUGAACUGACUCCCUGUGUAUAGAAACAUCAAGAAUCAGCUGAUAAGACUGCCAUCAUUCUACGUCACUGUUACUACAAAACAUCAGUGUAAAGUUUGGGUAAGGUCGUUCCUCCUAACCACCAAAGUCAUCCGGCCUUUUCCCCGCCCGGCAGACCAUGAUGUUUCGCGAUCAGGUGGGCGUGCUAGCCAGCUGGUUCAAAGGGUGGAAUGAGUGCGAGCAGACAGUGGCUCUGCUGUCCCUGCUGAAGAGGGUGAGCCGGACCCAGGCCCGCUUCCUGCAGCUCUGUCUGGAGCACUCCCUCGCCGAGUGCACUGAACUGCAGGUCCUGGAGGCAGAGGCCAACAACCCAGGCGUGAUUAGCCAAUGGCAAGGAGAGUCUAAGGAGCGUGUCAUCUCGCUCGUCCUCACCCACCUCCCGCUGCUCAAACCAGGCAACGUCGAAGCCAAGGGCGAGUACAUGCGCCUGCUGCCACGCAUCCUGGCCCACACCAUCGAGCAUGGCCGCCACCUGGAGGAGUCCCGCCAGCUCCUGUCCUACGCCCUCAUCCACCCCGCCACCUCCCUGGAGGACCGCUCAGCCCUGGCACUGUGGCUCAACCACCUGGAGGAGAGGGCCGCUGCCCGGGGAGACUCACUGGAAAGGCCUCCACCUUCGGGACCACACCACCACCACCACCAGUCCACGCCUCCAUCCACCCUCUCAUCAACAGGAUCUUCCUCCUCCACCAACACCUCUUCAUCAGGCAACCUCUACUCCUUGCAUCACCACCAGCGCUACGGCUCGGACGACCGCCUCAACGGCUGGCAGAGCUCCAGGGAUUCAGGGCUGGGCGGAGGCUGGCAUCAGCAGCAGCAGGGCUGUGAGAACGGGCACCUCCUUCUCUACCCAUCAUCCUCUGUGCCCACAACCAUCAACACAGUUGGAACUGGUGGAGGCGGUACCACUGAUGUUCCUGCGUGGCUGAAGAGUCUCCGUCUCCAUAAGUACGCCGCUCUCUUCUCCACGAUGACCUACGAUGAGAUGAUGUCACUGACCGAAGAGCAACUUGAGGCACAGAAGGUCACUAAAGGAGCAAGGCACAAGAUUGUUAUCAGCAUUCUGAAGCUCAAAGACAGACAGAAUCUACUUCGCAGCUUGGAAAAGGAUGUGUUGGAGGGCAGUAAUCUGCGCUCGCCCCUACAGGAGCUCCAUCAGAUGAUCAUGACGCCUAUCAAGGCUUUCAAUGGUGGCGAGGAGGCCUCUAUGCAGCGGGCCCUGCUGAGCCCCGAAAGCAAGAGCGCAGCGCCGGGCUCCCACCUGACGGGGGUCGGGGGAGGCGGAGGGGAGGCUGAGUCGAGCACAAGCGUCAUCGCUGAGGGAGAUCUACCCGGCCAGUUCACCCGUGUCAUGGGCAAAGUUUGUACCCAACUACUGGUGUCGAGGUCAGACGAGGACAACAUCAGCUCCUACCUACAACUCAUCGACAAGUGCCUUAUACAUGAGUCCUUCACUGAGACGCAGAAGAAGAGGCUGUUGUCAUGGAAACAACAGGUCCAGAGGCUCUUCCGGUCCAUUCCAAGGAAAACUCUCCUCGGACAAUCGCAGGGGUACCGAACGCAGAGGAGUAAAGAAAGCCGGUUCGGCCAGUCUAACUCUCUCCCCAACGCUGGCGUGUUUGGGGGCAAGCGUGUCGGGCUCCGGAGGAGGCCUCCUCAGUUCCAGAUGCCCUCCAGGAGCUUGCCGGGUGCCAGGCUGGGCCUGCUGGGCAGCAGUGGGCUGCUGGGACCCACACCCCGCAGCUCCAGCAGCACACCCACCGGUCCCAAGCAGGGCAGACAGGGUCUGUGGUUCGAACCCGGGGGAAGCAACAGCAUGCCGAGCCGGACCCACAGCUCCGUGCAGAGGACACGCUCGCUGCCCGUUCACACCUCCCCACAAACCAUGGUCAUGUUCCAACAAUCCGAUCUUCAGCUUCCAGUGACAGAGCCAGACAUCAACAAUCGCCUUGAGUCUCUGUGUCUGAGCAUGACAGAGCACGCCUUGGGAGACGGUGCUGAUCGCACAUCAACGAUAUGAAGCGGAGACCUGAGCGAGAGCAGUGGGACGGCGCGGGUUCACGAGGCUCUCUCACUAUGAGUCACCUCGAGGCCACCAGCCCUCCUGUCCCCUCUGCUUGUAGCCAACGGUAGAGCUCAACCAAAGGAUCGGGGCGGGAUCCAAGACCCCCCAGAGAGCGCCAUCAUCAAACGGCUAACGCUAUCACAUUGGCACCGUCCAUCGGGGCGGAAAAAAAAACACUUCCUGCUCCGCCAGCAUCUGGGUGAGGAGAGAGGACAAGCCUUGAACACGGCCUGGACAGUGUGUGAACAGCGCCCACCCCCUGACCCUGACCCCCACCCUCCGGCAGGCCAGAAGCAGUACUGCAGGCCAGCAGAAGGGAGACGCUGGCCUGCGGAUCGGGGCCCGGUAACACUGAGGCCCCUUCCCUCUCCGACACCCUCGGACCCCGCUUCCCCCCCCCCCCCCCCCAGCACAUCAUUGACCACAGCUCGUGGCAUUCUUCAAAUCCAUUACAGUACCUCAGAGCCAAAAACAAGACGAGCUAAGAGGAAGUUUGGGAUUUCCUUGACUGUAUUCGUCCUGCAAGGAUGUUUGUAGAGCUCGGGAAGGUCCUCUUGCUCAGUAUUUGGGGGGGGGGGGGGGCAAAACAAAAUCAUUUAUUUGUAUUGUAUUUAUUGUUUACAUAAUGAUGCUACUUUCAAAGGGUACAAAAACAUGUAUGAAUUUCAGGUAUGAAUCGUGACAUUUUCUGUAAAGCCUUGGCUGUCUACCAGCUUUACGUCCCGAGUAGCCAUCACGCUAGUUUACAACCAACGUGCUUAUUCUUUAUUUUAGCAGCCAAGACAUGUCGGCUUGAACAAGAGAGAGACCGAGAGAGGAGGGAGAGAAAGAGGCAGGUGUGUGGAGAUGAGAGGUAGGAGACAGACACAGGAAGUAGUAGAAGAGAGAGUGGAGCUGAGGUGAAACUGGAAAGGGAAGCGGAUGUUUAAAGGAGGACGGCGUCAGAGGCGGGACCUCUGAUCAGCCGAAGACGACCGAGGAAGGUGACGCCAUGUCUAAUCAUGUUGUUCACGUGAGCGAGUGUCGGAGGAAGUGAGUUUGGCAGCGAUCAGUUACACAUUGUUUAUCCACAGCCUGUACUGUAUGAACUCUUUUGAAUUCAGAGCCUUUGUAGGCAACAGUACAUUGAAAAUGUAGAGUUUUUUUUUAUAAAUGGGAGAUUGAUAUUGUCAGUGGGAUCUGGCUGCAUGUUCAGAUACUGGGUUUAGUUUGUUUUUUUAAAGCAGGGUGAUAUGCUUAAGCUGCAUGUUACAACUAAAUAUCUUUUUUGGGGGGUACAGGAAGAUUGUGAAAUGUGGAGAAGACGACAGAGAAAACAAGAGUGCUAUUUGGUUUCCACUCAGACCAUGUUGCAACAUGGCAGAAAUCACACACUGUCAAUCCAUGAAGGGUAGCUUUCCCAGAGAUUGUCUCAUUAGUGCUUACCUCCACCUGCUGGCCGACCGCAGUCAGAGCGGCGCAGACGCCUGUGAACACGCAGGCAGAUUAUACACCGAUCAUUGAUGAGCGUUAUAAUUAGGAAAUGUUAAUGCUGCAGGAAAUCCUCACAGAUGGCUGUGUCACAUGGUCUUCUGUCUGCUCCGGGCCGCGACAGCAUUUAUUUUCUUUCUUUUUGAAAUACUGACUCUUCUGGUUAUUCUGUGUCUUAAUAUUUAUCCUCCGUUUAUUGUGUCUGAUAGACAGACUUCAUAAGAGCAGAUUGAUGGAAAAUAAGCUGGUAUGAAAACUCUCCAACUAAACGGUCACCAUCCAGGGUCAUUGAUUAUUAUUGUUUAGUGUCCUUAGUUUGUUGCAAUUCUAUAAUACUUCCUUUGUAUCCUGCACUUGAUAAUGUGAUCCAGAGUCGGAUCACGUGGAGCAGAUUGGAGGCAGAAGUGGAGCGGUAGAACCACAACAGGUGGCCAUUAUCCCGCCGCUUUGAUUCUUUGAGUCUGACGGUGGAUCUGGAGCUGAAGAUGCUUUGUCUUCUCAUGUCGCUCAUCGCUAGAGGACCAUGCCAGGGUUUGUGCAUGUUAUGCUCAUUAACAAACCUUUUAAAACACUCUGUGUUACUAUAAACUAUACUUAUGUUAUGUGUUUCCAACCUUCAAGGUUGCACAGGAAAGAAAAUCAUAAUGGAAAUAAAAAAACACUACAGUACAAUACAUUCAGUGUGUGUCUAAAGAGCUAAAACAUGCAGAAAGACUGAUGGUGCCUGAGAGUGGAUCAGCGGCUUGAAGCUGCAGUCUGGAUCAGCGCGCACACACACACACACACACACACCACAGGACAGUGUAUGUGUGUUAGUGGCAACAGUGCACUGCCUCAGUCGUGUGUGUUUUCUGCACCUUGAGUCUGUAGCCAAUCAGAAGUGGUCUGUACGUUUGAAGAUGAAGAUUCCACCAAAGCAUGAACUGAUGUCACACCUUUCUGUCUGACGCUCUUCGCUGAGAAGCAUCGGAGCCUGUUCCGAUGUCACUGCCAUAUGAAUCAGUACUUAAAGUAGAUACAAUUAUUUAUUCUUUUUUUCAUAAUUUUUGCAGAGGUGAUACUUUUACUCAUUUAGGUGUAUUAUUAUUUAAAGUACCAUAUGUAUUAACAUGUUAUGGCUGGUGACCAUACGUACAUCUCAAAUAUUAACAUAGUUAUUGUUGACUUUGACUGUUAACUUUUCUUUCUCGUCGUCGUUGCUGUUAAACUAUAAUCUUGUUUGUAUCUAUCAGUGUCAUGUUGAGAUUUGUUUUCAUGUGAACUCGGAGCGUGAUGCGUGUUCAGUUACCAAAUUCACUUCAGAGGAACCAGAACCAGCGGGGGUGUUGUUGUAGGCUUUGGCAUGCCAGGAAGUAGACUGGCCCAUUGUGGUCCUGAGGUGAACAAUCUAGGUUGAAAUGUGUUACUUUAAAGAACGAGACAUUAUUCGACAUAUCUUAAUGUCAACAAAUCCUAUGAAAAGACCCAAUUCUAAAGAUGUAGACUUUCAAAAACUUGGAGGAAACGGUGCAUUUGUUGGGGACUAUUUCCAGCAGCGGAUGAAUCUAUAUUUGGUGCUACUGUAUGGAUGGUUUGAGGCAGCAGGACAUUGUAUGAUGGAUUGACUGAAAUGAACUACAGUGGUUUUGCAUUGUAAGGAAGGAACAUGUCAACCAGCGCAACAGUGAGGCUUAUCCAUCUGUGUUUGAUAAGAGUGUUAUAGCAGAGACGUUAUAUCAGGAGUUGAUGCACAGUGUUGGUUUUGGUCUUUUCAUAGGAUUUGUUUAUGUUAAAAAUAGUAGAGAACAUCACCAGACCUGUCCUUUACACAUCAUGUGUUAAAGAUCAACCAACCUGCAGUCUGUAAUGUCAUCAAAGGGAUUAUUGAAACUAUCGUACACUUGCAGUAUUUUAAUUUACUUCACCUUGCCAUGUUUGAGUUAUAAAGGUGUUGAAACUAAGUUUUUAGUUUAGCAUAAAAACACUACUUGUUGUCUGACUGACAGCAUUCAUAACCUGAGUUGAUGGGAUGUUUGUAUGCGUGCAGAGUAACAUAGUAACGUUACAUGUUGUGUAUUUGCAGUCACAGAGCGUCUGUGUGACGGGACAGUGGAGAGUUACAGCUCUGAGGGUCAUUACACACAUCUCUUCCAACCAAAUGCUUUAUUUGUUCUAAUGCGUAUCAGCUCUGCUCACUGCAGUAUUAACCGUUAGAUAUCGCCUUGAUAUUCCAAAAAAAACAUUUAAUGUACUUUAAGUUGAGACAUAUAUGCUGUUUUGUAUCUUUUACUUUUUGUCAUAGGUUCUGCAGUUUUAAUAUGUUGAUAUGGGAUGCCAAGAUGUCUCUUUUUCCCUGUGUGUGCAGCAGCAUCCAUUCUGUAACUAGGUUACCGCUUGACUGCUGCUUUAUUUCAUUUCGUUUUAUUUUAUCAAAGAGCCGAUGUCCUGUAUUGACUGCAGGCUUACAUAUAUAUUUGACAAAAGAAUAUUGUAUGUUUAAUAAUAAAAAAACUCAAAAAGACAAAAAAGUGCAGAAAAAAAGAAAUGGAGAAAAUUGAAAGAAAGAAAUGUGUAAUUUAUAUUUCCAAAGUGCAUGCACGAGGCGGGAAGGUCAUAUUUAGAAUAACAAACGGCAGUGCCUUUUUUUGUACUCGAGACAUUCACCCCAAAUGUAAAUGGUUUUAUAUAGACUUUAAAAGCUGUUGUGUUACAGGAUGAAACGGCUGUGUCGGGCCACACUCACACUGCAGCUGCACGUCCCCAUUCAGACCCCCCCCCCCCCCCCCCCCCCCCCCCCCCCCCCAGUGUUAUGUAGAUAAAGAACAGAUGAAAGUGUUAACUCAUCCAAGGAUUGUCUGUAAACCUGAUCUACAUGAACAUACUGAACAAAUGAAAGAGAGUUCAUUUAGAUUUGAGGAGACAACUUAUAAUAAGAUGACUAUUUUCUUAAUUAAUUUGUCAUUCAGACUCAAAUAUUUCCUCCAUUAGUGUUCAUGUGACAGUACAUCAAUGUGGCAGCAAUACUGACCAUAUCAAGCAGAACCUGAAACCAUGAACACUGACUUAUACUCUCUUAUUAUACUCAAUUGUAUUUAGAUUCGCUUGGUCCUUACACGUAGACCAAUCAUCUAAAUGAAUCCUCUGAGGACACGAGUUGAGGAUCUGGAGAGAAUAUGAUCAAGUUUCAUCAAAAUCCAAAUUGAGCUAAACUCAAUAAGUGAUGUCCAGUUUACUGCACUUGGUUGAAAAUAAGUAUUGUGAACUCUAGGCCACAUUUAAAGCAUCUUCAUGUUUGAUGUUUGCUGCUCUCAAAAGCUAAAUGUGAUCAAACACAAAGUUGAUCUGAAUGUAGCGUGGGGGGUGCAGUGUGAGCGAGGCCCGGGCGGUGAUCUGGGUCUGUUGUUUUCUGUCCGCUGUAGGUACUUAAUGCUGAUAUAAAGUUAUGAAUUGCUCUGGUCUGUACAAACAUGUGUGAAUGAGUGUGAGUGAAAACAUUCAAGUGUUAUUAAUGUGUCUUGCUGUAUCUGUGUGGCGACGUACCAGAAUGCUGUGACUUGGCAUGCCCCCGUUAUACAUAAAGAACAGUUGUAACUCCU
Gymnodraco acuticeps is the source of this 7624-nucleotide messenger RNA. RefSeq names its product sterile alpha motif domain containing 4A (gene samd4a). The record is from RefSeq and is a predicted model, not a curated record. Gene Ontology annotation, biological process: negative regulation of translation; regulation of mRNA stability; nuclear-transcribed mRNA poly(A) tail shortening. Gene Ontology annotation, cellular component: P-body. Gene Ontology annotation, molecular function: protein binding; translation repressor activity; mRNA binding. NCBI's taxonomy places the organism in Eukaryota, Metazoa, Chordata, Actinopteri, Perciformes, Bathydraconidae.